AUGAAGCUGUCCCGCUACUUCCACGUUCCAAUCCUUCUGGUGGCUCUGGAGCUGCUUUCGGGGCAGAAACAAGUCCAUGCAGCUCCGCCGCGAAGCAUCGUGCCCAGCAGCAUCCUUCGAGGCGAUGAGGCCGUUCGAUACCUCUGGGACGAGGUGCAGACAAAGACGCUGUUCAGGUGGCUGCCAGCCGAGUACCAUCAUGUUGAACCUGCUUGGUGGGACUUUCUUCACACCGAGGCGGUUCCCAUCAUCGACACUUACUACUACUCGACGUUCAAGGAUGCCAACUUCUUAGAGCUGACCAAGCCGGAGCGCGACGCAGCCUUCUACACCGACAGACACUGGAUGGGCCACCGCAAGAUUGUCGCCGAAAGGCUGGUCAAGGCGUUCGCCGAGAAACAACUGGCAGAGCGCAUCGCCGCACGUGCUCCACCGAUCGAAGUUCAGUCGUCACUGCGGAGCCCUGUGAAGCAGCAGGGGAAAAGUUUGUCGAGCGGCUCGGAGCUUCCUGCUCAGCGGCACGAGUGGGGCCAGUGGUUGGGUCUUGGCUCGUAA
Molecule: messenger RNA, 555 nt
Organism: Kalmanozyma brasiliensis GHG001
Lineage: Eukaryota; Fungi; Basidiomycota; Ustilaginomycetes; Ustilaginales
Exons: 3
Coding region: 1-555 (184 amino acids)
Source: RefSeq, a predicted model, not a curated record